Messenger RNA from Rhodofomes roseus, 2112 nucleotides. Its product is annotated as peptidase family M48-domain-containing protein. Gene Ontology annotation, cellular component: mitochondrial inner membrane. The transcript has 5 exons. The record is from RefSeq and is a predicted model, not a curated record. Gene Ontology annotation, molecular function: metalloendopeptidase activity. Gene Ontology annotation, biological process: protein quality control for misfolded or incompletely synthesized proteins; mitochondrial protein processing. Bases 124 to 1875 code for a protein of 583 amino acids. NCBI's taxonomy places the organism in Eukaryota, Fungi, Basidiomycota, Agaricomycetes, Polyporales, Fomitopsidaceae.
CUCUGGGCCUCGGGCGCGGGGAGCAGUGCAGUGAUUCUGGUCGGUAGACGCCGGGGAGUCUCCCCGCAGUGCAGAGUCCAGCGUCGUUCUUUCUCCUCGUCCUUCCGCCCAUGACGGUCAACGAUGCUUUCUUCAGUGCUGGAUAGCUCUUCUUCGACAAUUCUCAGAGUCAACCGCUGGUCGGGCUAUGCCGUUCGCUCUCUACCCUCUCGAAGCUGGUCGGCAAACAGCAGGCCUAUUCAUGUACUUGCGUCACCUGCGCUUCAUCGAGCACAAACGUCCUACCCCCGGCCGACAAACCUUACGACGCUCUCCCCGCGGAGGCAAUUUCAUGCCUCGAAUCCCCGUCAGUGGAUGUGUGCCCCCCCUCUCAUCUGGUGGUUCAAGACAUCCACUGCACUCAAUGUCGCAGAGACCGUCUUCCGCGUUGCGCUGACCUUUAUUCCCUUAGCCUCUAUGUCGCAGUUUCGCUCACGCAAAAUACUUGAGAAGAUCGAGAAGUUGCGGCAAAGUGGCCGCGGCAAAGACAUGGACCUUGAUGGCAAAGCACGCAGGGCUAUCAUGUAUCUGGGGAGAGCCCGGAAGAUUACGCGCACCCUACUGCUCAUACCGGCUGUCAUUGUAGCUUUCACGCUGCUGGCGGGUAUAGAGAGGACACCGUUGACUGGAAGAUGGAGAUUCAUCUUACUCUCCCCUUGGGAGGAGGAAGACAUCGCCUCACAAUUAGCGGGCACAGGCUGGUACGCCGCCGUUGGCGAGAUUCUAGCCACUGGCGGGAACACACCCAAGCUCAUCGACCCGUCCGAUUGGCGAUACCGCUGGGUCCAACAGACGCUGCGCCGCCUCGAAGACGUUAUCCCCGUCCUCCAAGCUGAGAAGGAGCUCCGGCCCGACUGGCUUGAAGGCGGGACGAAGGUGCCCCUUCCGCCGCCGUCUGACUACCCCCUACGGCCGCGCUUCCGCGAGUCAGACUACAUCGGUAGGAUGGCGGACGCAACGAAGCUGCGUUCGGCGCUACCCGAAGAAGUCAUACCGGGCCCGCCGUACUCGCUGUUGGUCGUCGACAGGCCGGACGCAUCUAAUGCGUUCUCGUACGGCUUCGGCCCAGACGGCGCUGCGGGUAUCGUGGUGUUCUCCGGCUUCCUCAACGACAUCAUGGCAAAGUACCCCAUCAAGAACGUCGUUGCGCUAGACGCGACCUCCGCAGAAGAGGUGUCGUGGUGGUCCGCCGUUUUCGGCGGCUUGUUCAACGCGCAGCCUGUACCGGCGCGGCCUGUUCCUACUGAGGAGCAGACCUCCGAGCUCGCCAUCCUCCUCGCGCACGAAGUUGCGCACUUGGUGCUCGCACACCACAUCGAGACACUCUCCAUUGGGUCCAUCGUUGGGCCGAGCCUUAUGACUAUCGCCACCGACGUCAUCCGGACGUUCAUGUUCCCCUUCACCAUGCUAUUCGGGCCCUUUAUCAAUGACGCUAUCUCCGGCGUUUGGAAGACAAGCUCAGUCGAGUUCGCUAAGCUUUCCGGCAUAUGCACAAGUCAUGAACAAGAGAUCGAGGCGGACAUCGUCUCCGCUCGCCUCCUCGCGCAUGCGGGUUUCGACCCGCAGCACGCGGUGCGCUUUUGGGAAAACCGCUCGCAGAGCGCUCAGAACGCCGAUUGCGCGCACGCGCCGAAGGACGAGGUCAUCCAGGAGCGCACGGGCAUCGGCAAGCACCUCCCGCACCCCUGGGCGGGCUCGACGCACCCGCUCAACGUCGAGCGCGUGCGAAAGCUGAAGCAGGAGCUCGAGCGGUGGGACGAGGAGCGCCGCCGCGCGCGGGAGGCAAGUGCUGCGCCCGCGCGGUCGUGGAAGAGGGCGUGGUCGCUGCUGGCGUAGGUGUGCGUCGUCGUGUCUGUCUUUCGUUCUUUGCUCUAGGUAGGUAGGUAGGUAGGUAGUCAUGGCCUUGUCUGGUCUGUUAUAUAUCGUGCUUCAGUCGUUCGCUCUGGUUUGUAUAUCUCUGUCGUAUAUAGCCCGCUCGCUCCACUAGUAUAUUAUUCGGUCUACAGCUGUACGAUAUAUUCUGCUAUUGCUCUCAGACUUCCUUGGCGCGGAAAAGUACGAACUGAGCAUCCA